Messenger RNA from Ceutorhynchus assimilis (cabbage seed weevil), 6543 nucleotides. The record is from the annotation of a GenBank genome assembly. Lineage: Eukaryota; Metazoa; Arthropoda; Insecta; Coleoptera; Curculionidae.
AACAAAUAUGAGUGGUGGGACGUUAGUUCAUUCCGAUUGCAAUAAUUAACGACAUCAACAAUUUAUAAUUCCGUUUUUAGUCUUUUGCCGGCAUCACAUGAAAACGGACGAUGGACUUUAACGGUACGGUUUAAAACGAACAAACGGCCUGCCGUGAAAGUUACGCGUUUCUUGUGUGUAUUUUUUACAUUGUUUCGUCAUUGAGCGCCGUUUAAAAUAUUGCCAUUGUGUUGUUUAGUAAUUUAUUUAACAUACUUACGUUUCAAAUAAUUUGUGUUGUGUACCUACCUACCACCUUGCAUUUAGUUCCUUGCCAUGAAUUAAUUAUAGAAGAAUGAAUACCUUAUUCAGUCUACAAGCAAUAACCUAAAACUACCAGUGUUCCGCAAAGCACCGUGUGAUAACAGCACUUACUGAGGCCGAAAUAAUAAUAUAUUAAACAAAUUGCAGUGACAAUUUUCCAAUUGAAAUAAAAAAAUAUGUCUUCGGUACAAGUCCAGCCGCCUCUCAAUCUACAGUUUAACGCGAACAGUGGGCAGCUCCAGAUGGCAGACGAAAAACCAUCAAAUUCGCGAUUGGGAAAACGAACACUGAACUUGAAAAGUGAUGUGGAAACGGUGCCAGAAGAAAAUGAUUUUGGUGAUAAGGAAAGUAAUGGUACUCAAGAUGAGGAGGAUGAACGUCUCGAAAUGAAAGAACUCAGAAGCUCAGACCCAGUACCUGUAACAGUAUUAGAUCAUAAAAAAAGAGAUAACGUAAUGGCAGAUAGUAAAAGCUCAAGCCCUGCAGGCUCAAUCAGACGAUUAACUAAUAGAAAUAGACAAUACCCGGAUUCUCAACAAGCUUCCACAAGUACAAGUAAUAAAAACGGAGGCACACUAAUUUCAAGUAUAAGUAGCCCCAAUUUUCGGAGGGAUCCCAGCAUAAGGUCUUUGAAAAAUUAUCAUCACGUUAUGAGUGAUUUGCACGUCAUGCAAGGUAAUAAACCUCCAAGCAGUUUAGAUUCAGGAUACGGCAUGAGUGCAAGGCCGUUUUAUGAUGCUGGUUCAGCGAGAUCUUGGGCUUCAGUUGGUAUGGGAUCUACCGAUGGCAAAAAGAUGAUUGUGAGAAGGGUGCCAACAUCUCCUGUGGAGCUGUUUAAUAUUGUUAAUCCUCCAACGCCACCAGAAGAAUAUGUGUAUGACGAUGAAAGUGAUGAUGGGAGCGGAGACGAUGAAGAUAGCGUGUACAUAAAGCCAAGAAGACAACAUUGGUCCAACAAACUGCAAUUCGUAUUGGCUUGUAUAGGCUACAGCGUUGGAUUGGGUUCAAUAUGGCGAUUUCCGUACUUGUGUUACAAAAGUGGAGGAGCCGUAUUUUUAAUCCCCUAUGCCAUAAUAAUGGUGUUUAUAGGGGGUCCCAUGUUAUACAUGGAACUAGCUGUGGGUCAGUUUACUGGAAGGGGCCCUAUUGGUGCUCUAGGGCAAUUAUGCCCCUUGUUAAAAGGUACUGGUCUUGGUAGUGUAGUAAUCUCUUUCCUAAUGUCAACCUACUAUAGUGUAAUAAUAGCAUACGGUGUAUAUUAUUUCUUCACAUCAUUUCGAACGAAACAACCUUGGGAUGAUUGUACGCACCGAUGGAAUACUCAGUAUUGCUGGGUACCCUCAAAAUUUAGCCAGAAUAUCACCAAACCAUUAUUCAGCCAAAGUCCAGCUGAGGAAUUUUAUGAUCGAAAAGUGUUGCAAAUUGGUAAAGGCAUAGAAGAAUUUGAUAUUCUUCGUUGGGAACUCGUAGCUUGUCUAAUUUGUGCCUGGGUGUUAAUUUACUUUGGAAUAUGGAAAAGUAUCAAAUCAUCUGCAAAAGUUCGAUACUUUACCGCGACGUUCCCAUUUGUAAUCAUUAUUGUUUUGCUGAUUAAAUCUUUGACGCUGGAAGGAGCUGACAAAGGCAUGAGAUAUUUCUUUAAACCCAGAUUUGAGUUACUGUUAGAUGCUAAGGUAUGGGUGAAUGCAGCCAGUCAAACAUUCAAUUCCAUGGGUUGCGCUUUUGGAUCUAUGAUAUCUUUUGCCAGUUAUAACAAGUACAACAAUAGUAUUCUGCAUGAUACCAUCGCAGUUUGGUUGGUCAACGGUAUAACAAGUUUAAUUGUGGGUAUUUUUGCCUUUGCAACUAUUGGUAAUAUUGCAAAUGAACAAGGAACAUCAAUAGAAGAUGUCAUUGAUGACGGUCCUGGUUUAAUUUUCGUAGUCUAUCCACAAACUAUGGCGAAAAUGCCCACUUCUCAACUAUGGGCUGUGUUUUUUUUCUUCAUGCUAAUCUGUUUGGCACUAAACAGCCAAUUUGCCAUUGUAGAAGUUGUCGUGACGUCAAUUCAAGAUGGCUUUCCUGGUUGGAUUAAGAAACACUUAAUGUGCCACGAGGUCCUGGUACUAAUUAUAUGCGUAAUUUCGUUUUUGUGCGGCUUACCAAAUGUCACCCAGGGUGGCAUAUACUUUUUCCAACUCAUCGAUCAUUAUGCAGCUUCUAUAUCCAUAAUGUAUCUAGCUUUUUUUGAAGUAAUUGCAAUAUCAUGGUUCUAUGGAGCAUUUAGAUUGAGUAAAAAUGUAAAAACUAUGACCGGCAGACAUCCUGGCUAUUUUAUCAAAAUGUGUUGGUUGGUAAUCACUCCUUUAAUGAUUUUUGCGCUAUGGGUGUUCCUAAUAAUAGAUUAUGAACCACCAACAUAUAAUAAUGGAGCUUACCACUAUCCUAAAUGGGCAAUUGCGAUUGGUUGGAUUAUCUGUUCAUUGUCAAUUAUUUGCAUUCCAGCUUACAUGAUUCUUGUGUUUGUGAAAGCUCCAGGUUCAACUUUAAUGGAAAAACUUAAAAAUUCCAUAAAAUCUGAUUUAAUGGACAAAUGUCCGAAAUGCGAAGAAACUGAUUGCGACUGUGUGAUAAAAGACGAAGAAAUCAGGCCAAUGUUAGUUAUGCAAGCGCACCCAGAAAUUAGGAGGGAUUUGAAUAUACAGAGUGGAACGCCUAUUUAUACGCCAUCAGUUGCUAGCAAUUACAACAACGCCACAAGCUCAAAUUCAAAUCAGAAUACAGAAAACUCAAGCCGCUCAGAAAACAAUAACACCGAUAAUGUUAGCCAAUAUGAUAACGUUAACGAACGAUUUGGAAAUAUUUUAAAUAAUCAUAAUAAUAAGAACAAAAAAUAAGUGAUAUUAUAUUAUUUAAUUUUUACGAUUACCAAUAAGUAGGUAGGUAUAGGCUUUGUUAACGUUUGGCAAGUUUAUAAACACAGAGCAGGUAAAGAAGUUUCGAAUUUAGAUGUCAAGAAUAAAGGUAAAAUAUCAAGUUCAUUUGGUCCCUAAACAUAAAACGAAUCAAGAUAAAGCUUUUUCAUGAUUUAUACCACACAUUUAUAACUACUCGAAAUUCUAGUAAAUCCUUAUUUUUCUAUAGUUUAUUUAUUAACUCAGGGGCGGAAUUUCUAAGAAACAGAAGAAUAAACAUAAUAAACUAAGUAAUUUAAGUCCAAAAUAAGUGUGAGUGACUUAUUCCUCACAUCCACCACACAAUUCCAGUGGCAUGUAUAUUUAAUCGAUCAAGUAAUACGUAGGUAGGUACCCUAGUUUGACUUGUCAUUAUUGUAUGCGGCAUUAUUUGAGUCACUGACACUUAUUUUGGACUCAGAGUAGAUAUAGGUAUCUGAAUGGAAUAAGUUACCUGUUCAAGAUAUUUCGCUUGCACCUGUAGCUGUCCUAAAUCCGCUGCAGCCUUACUUUAUAGAUUAGUAUGUAUAAUUAUUUGUAUGCAGUGCUCAACAAUAAGGAUCACAAAGGUAGUUCUUACAGAGUUUUGACAUUCUUUUGUUUACCCUCUUUUUUAAUUUUUCCUGUGGUAUGUUUAUUAGUAAGUAUUUCCACGGAAUAGGAUAAAACAACUACCCUCAAAAGAAUUUCAAAAUGUAUUUAUUAACGUGUGUAUUUGUGCAAAAACUGACAUAUGGCAUUAUAAUUUGAGCCUUGAGCCCUAUCAAUUGAGCAUCUUAUUCAUGUUCCAAGAAUGUCGUGAGGCCUGAGACACAGCAAAUGGUUCUGGCUAUGCUAAGGGCCUUUGAUUGAUCAUUGCAAUUGGCACAUACUAUAGGUACUCUUUUAACAUCCCUCGUAUUAAGUCAAAAUUCUAACCAAUAAAUCUAUUUAGUGCAGUGGUGUACAAAUAUUUUUUUUCCUUCAACAGUUUAUUAAAACUAUAAAUGAUUUAUCAAUCUGAUUUUGACACAUGAUGGAGGAUGUUUAUAUAGUGUGUGCAAAUUGCAAUGACUCUGACUGUACCUACAUACAAAUAAUUAUACAAUAGAAUUAUAUAUUUUAUUAGUUAUUAGUGAAUCAAAUGAUAUUACAAUAUUUUACAGCUAUGUCUUAUUUGCAUUAUACCUAAACAUACAAAGCCCAGUACUCGCUUGAGCACGAAUGCAAACACCAAGUAAUGCAUGCAAAAUAGCCUGACCUACUCUUUGUCUAGACUGUGACUGUACAAAUUUAAUGUGAAGGGCUUGACACUCUUAAAAAUAAUAGAGAGAUACUACGUUUUCAGUUUAUUCAAAUUCAAUAUAUUUCCACAGCGUGUUUUGAACCCGAUCUUGACUUUUCACAUAAACAAUUUGUACAAUUGUUUCUAACAAUAAAAACAAAUUAUUCGUUUUUACAGGCUAAAAAGGAUCUAUCUUAGCUAUAUAAUUUUUUUCGUAACAAAUAUUUUAUUUCUUUAACGACAAAACUUAAAAACAAAUUAAAGCCUAAUUGAAAAAAUUAAAACCUAUAAAAAUAUCCCCGCGCAUUUCAAUUCAUGUCAAGUUUAUUCGAAUAGUGCUUGUCGUAAAUGCUUCAUAACAUGAUGUUCCUAGUCCUAGGUAGUGUUAAAAAUCGAAUCGCGCAUAGGCCUAAUGUCAAACUAACCUGAGGCGCUAAUACUGCAUAACUCCAUUUGGGUUAUAAUCGAUAUCUCCUUAAUUCCAGAGAAGGUGAAGGUAUGCUAGUUUACUUCAGGUGUAAUUAUCAAAUAUAAUAAGAAAUAGUGUGUAAGAUACCUUUUAUUUAUGUUGUAUUACACCCUACAGCCACCCACUACCCAGACACUAGACAGUGAUAUUUUAUGAAUGUGGUCGAAGGUAAUUAAGUACAAUUAUGUAAUAUUCUAAUUAUAGAUUUUUUUUGGUCGUAUUUUUACCAAAACAUUCCAUACGUCAAACCUUGAAAGUAAUUAAUUUUUGGUGCAAAAACAUAUCUACAUAUGUAGGUAUAAAAAUAUGCAAAGUUUACUAUUUCCUAGAUUAAUAUACACGCCUUAACAUAUUCCUAUUUUUUCGAAACGCAUACCUAGGUAGGUAACUUAUAGAAUGUUAAUAGGUAAUUUAGGAUUAUUAGGAUUUGGAAACUGUGAAAAUACAUAUAUUUUGUUAAAAAUCUGUUAAAUAAAACCAUUGUAAAUAAAAAAAAAAUGCAAGACAACAAUAUUGUUGCAUUAUUGUUGAAGAACUUUUCAUAAACUGUUCAUAUGGAAAAAACAACGAAAAAAACUGAUUCACAGGGCCAUACAAGUAAAGUGUAACUGGCGAUUAUUCAAAUUCCAUCAUAUGGCGAUUAUUUUCUUUUUGGAUAUCCAAAAAUUUUUGCAGAAGCUUAUUGGGUUAUAUUAGCGAAUAUUUUCAUAUUCUUGAAACUCCUACUAGUCAAAAAAGAUAUUUACCCAGAAAAAAACUUCGUAUCUUUUCCGAAUAAUUUGCUCUUUUCCCUAAUCCCAAUUUUGAGAAUAGAGAUUUACACUGGUUGUGCUCUUAAAAUGAGAAAAAAAGAUAUUGAAAUAAUUAGUCAUUAGGUAGUAAAUAACCUCAAAAAAUAGUUCAAUUAUUCUAUUCUCUUCUAUAUCAAUUAUUCAUACAUUUUUUUUCCAAGCUUUCAGAUUUCUCAGUUCAAUUUUGAAGCUCACUGAGAAGAUUUAGAAAAAAACAACAUUAAAUUUAUCCAAAUCCUCAGGAAAUAUAAAUUUGAAUAAGAACCACAGAAACACGGAAGACUUUUUGGUUUACUAUGACAUUUGACAGAAGGUAUAGCGUCAGGCGACGAUUUAUUUCCAUUAAUUUUAUAUUAUGAACAGUCAAACACUUAAGCUAAAAUCAUCUACAAAAUAGGUAAUCUCCUAUACCAAAAUCUGGCUCGGAAAUCAUCUGAACAUGUCAAAAAUGCAGCCUGGGUGGGUGAAUGAGCUAUAAGUCUCACUGCCCCAUUAUGUCCCAAAGACAUCAGUUGCUUUCUAGAAGCAUUUCUAGAAUUCCAGGCACAUAGAGACGUUGUUGCUUCAUCCGGGAAAAGAACAUAGUCUUCUGAAUGAUUGAAAACUGCUUGUGCUUCAUAUUCUUGCUUUCCAGUUGUACCGGCUCCUGUAUAAGCAAUUAAGCACCUGCUAGUAGAUAAUUCCCACAAUUUACAAAUAGAAUUUUUGCCGGUAGAUAGCAGAUAUUUUCCAUUUCGUGAAAAUACUAUUGAGCAAACCUCAUAACCAUCGUGAGCCUGAGCA